GUUGACGGAUGGCUGGUUAAAGGGGGGCGAUCAAUUACCCUGAUGGAUUGCUUUUUGGGGAUUUCAGAAAUGAGACGGAUUUCUGCUCCUUUAAGACCCAUUGUCCACUGGAGGAGAAGGAGGCUGCUCCACUGCAGUUUGCAUAACAUCCUGAGAAGCUGGAAUAUCACUCACUUACAUCUUUGUUGUAGUGAGAAGUGGCAACUGGUCCCUCCUCCUCUUCCCAAGCCUUUAUUUUUCGAAAAUGUUUAAUCCCCUCCGUCCCCUCCCCCCUCUUCCACACAUUCUCCCUCUAACGGAUCCCCUCUCUCUACAUUAUUCUCUGUGCAUUUUAAUUUUUUUUUCUGUCACCGGGGGCCCAGUUUCCCCGCCCACUCUCCUCAUUUUCGCCUGAGUCUAGAAUAGUGGAGCCAAGAAAUAGUUAAUCUCUCCGGCUGCUGCUAUGAUUGGCCGCUGUAUGCAGCCCUCAGCCUCCUUGAAUGAGAAACAGGGGUAACCAGGCAACUUCAGAGCUGGAGAGAGGGGGAAAAGAAGAUAGGGCUUUACGGGAUCUUAGAAUUGAGCAAGAAUUUUGAACAUGUAAAAGAGAGAAAAAAAAGCGAGGCAAUGUGAUUUCACCUUGUGUGUCCGGCAAAUGGAAUUAACAAAUGGAUUUUCUUAAACACGCUCUCUCCCUCUCCCUGUCUCCUCUCUCCUCUCAUUGGGGGGGAAAUAGAGCGCUCAGAUGAAGGGGACACAGAUGUGGAUUAAAACGCAUAAAUGGGACACUCCAGAGAAGCAUCCGCUGAGAAAAGUGCUCGGAGCAAGUGACUGUGAUGGGCUGUCGGACUGCAUCUGAAGUGCUCCACCAAAGUAUAAUAUUCACUCCUGACCUACUCUGAAGAACAAUAUUUGAUUCAAUCGAUGUUGCGGUGUCCCCCUGGAGGGAAUUACUCCUGAGUAAUAGGUGGACCCUCAGAAAAGAGCAACAGUGGACCAUGUGAUACUUGACCUUCAAGGAGAGAACUCAGGUACACUCCAGAAGAUGUCAAAUCUGAUCUGAGGCUGCUCUCGAGAGGAUCUCCUAGCUCGUAACUCAAUCAUCUUUUCAUGUGUUGUUCGGCAGUGCUCGUAUGCCAUGGGCCAGCAGUGACAGAGCGUAGCUAUCAAUGCUGGAUCUUCAUUUAUUGAGGAGUACCAGACAUCUCAUCAUGGAUUUGAAUGAGAUUUUCUCCAUCAAAGAGCGACUGUAAGAAAGACUGGAGUGUGGGGGAAUUGGACACUGGGAGUUGGGAGGAUUAGCUAGUGUGCUGCUAACCCAUGGUGGAUCUGCUGUAAGCAGGACAAGGGACCCAGCAGUGGAGGAUGUCAGCGGAGGCCGAGCUCCAGCCGGGUGUCAAAACCAGCCAGCGAAAGGAGUCCAGGAGGAUCAAAGGUCAGGACCGCAGUGAGGCGGGGCUUAUUAAGCGUUUCCGUGGAGAUGGCGUGCGCUACAAGGCCAAGCUGAUCGGGAUUGAUGAGGUGACAGCGGCGCGCGGGGACAAGCUGUGCCAGGACUCCAUGAUGAAGCUCAAGGGAAUGGCGUCCUCGGCACGUUCCAAAGGGGAGCACAAGCAGAGAGUGUUCUUGACGGUCUCUUUCGGCGGGAUCAAGAUUUACUGUGAAAGAUCAGGGGUGCUCAUGCAUCACCACUCAGUCCACGAGAUCAGCUACAUCGCCAAAGACACCAGGGACCACCGGGCCUUUGGCUACGUAUGCGGAAAGGAGGGCCACCACAAGUUUGUGGCCAUCAAGACUGCACAGUCGGCGGAGCCUCUCAUCAUUGACCUGCGCGACCUCUUCACUCUCAUCUACGACAUUAAACAGCGGGAGGAGAUGGAGAAGAAAGCCCAGAAGGACAAACAGUGUGAGCAGGCAGUCUACCAGACCAUCCUGGAGGACGAAGUGGACGAUCCAGUUUACCAGGUCCCAACCAGUCAGCAGAAGGAAGGGAUCUAUGAUGUCCCAAAACGCCAUUUCAUGACUAACAUCAACCACUUUGAUCUUUUCGGCGACAUGUCCACUCCUCCCUCGAUGCCCCCAUCACCUGCCAACACACUGGACCCUAGCAGGAGCAGCCGCCAGCAGCAACACACUCCCGCUGAGUUGUAUGCCCCCUUCAGCCCCACCUCCGUCCCGUCAGGUUAUAUGACCAUGGGUCCGGUGCAGGCGGCCCAGUGGGCACAGCAGCCGUUUCCUGCCCAGGCCCAGACUCUGGCCUUCCCCGUGCAGGGGCCCCUCCAGGUGGCUCAAGUCCUCCCCGGUGGUCAGCCGGUCAUCUGGAGCCAGGCCAACAUAUUCCCAGCCACUCAGCAGCAGUGGGCGGCCAUGGCAGCCUACAUGCCAGCCCAGACCGUGGGUGUGGGGGGACAUGCCAUACCAGCUGCCAUGCUCCAAGGCCUGGUACCCAUUACCACCAUGUGCCCCCAAGCCUGCGACAUAUCGGCCCCCUCUUCCGCCAUCACCAGCCCCCAGCACACGGCCGACCCUGCCCUGCUUCAGAGGCAGCUGAGCCUGGGGAAGGAAGGCCUUGGCGUGGACUCAGACGCAGGCGAGGGUACCUCUACAUCGGGAGCCGGAGCAGCAGGGGUGGGACCUGGCGUUGCGUCAGCAGCGGUGAGCAGGUGCGGGACCCCAGGCCUCAUGAGUGUACCGGACACGCUGGUCUGCAGUCAGCUGCUGCCACCUUCAGCUGCUGCGACCCAGGAAGAAGAAGGGAGCUGUAGUGACCUUGAUCUCUCUAGGAUGACCUUGAGCCCAGGUACAUCCACGUCACCGUCCACUGAAUCCCCCUCCACCCCAGCCCCUCAGCAGAGCUCGUCUUCAGACUGCCCCCCCUCCCAGGCCAGUGACCCCGCCACAGAUCUCUCCCCUGUAGACCCAGAGGGCAACGCCAGCAACGCCAAGGAGGAACAAUCGGGCUCUGUUGUUGCAAGGUCGAUCUCUCCGGCGCCCAGUGGAGCUGCUGAUCCUCCGCAGGAUCAGACCUGUCCACAGGAAGACAGCUAGAGAACAACAGACACAGAGGGACGGAAGCUCUCAAAGGCAAAAAGACAGAAGCUCACGACAGAGAGAAGACGAGAGAGACGAGCAGCAGCGUCUCUCACAGCUGGAUUACACAGACUUGUUCUGUUUUUUUCAACCUUUAAAGGAUAUUUUGGCAGUUCUGUAAUAAGCUGGUUACCCAAGGAUCCGCUCUCCUCCAGAGGGCCACAUACUGUACUGUACUCCUCAGCAUGACAACCAGACUUUGGCUCUAUCGUCCAAUCACAUAACCUUUCAACCAGGAAGUGACCUUUGAUCGGGAGGCGAUGGCGCCCUCCUGUAACGGAUUGUUGAGUUUAUAGCUGUGAGGAUACGCAAAACGGCCGUGGUGACGCUGAUGAUGCAAAUUAUUUUUUGGAACCUUUAAAGAGGAGCAGCGUCCUACUGUAUGUGGUUGACCUUCGGUUUGCCCGCCGCCACCAGCAGAGACUGCACACAGCAGAUGGAUUUUGCCAAAUGUUCUCAUCGUGUUGCUCCACCGAUUUUGCAUGAACAGACUUAAUGUGGAUUCAGCGGACUCAGCUGUGAGCAAAACUGUUCUCUGCAGCUUCCUCCAAGACCCGAAACGAAUUACAAAAAAAAAAUCUUUUUCUUAUUUUAUAAGCUGUGAAUUCUUAGUUGAUGACGCCGAGUCAUUAGAGGGAUCGAAAUGACUUUGAGGCAUCAAAAUCAAAAUUUGCCAAACAUCUAUUUUGUAAAUAAGAAUCUCCCCGGUCCCCCGUACCCGAGCCUCUGUGCCAUACGAUAGCUCUCUGCCUCUUGGAUGCCAACUACCUGUGUUUCUCUCAAAGCAAUGCCCUACCAGCACCUCCAUCUUUGACGUCUGGAUGUUUGUUUUGCUUUUGCAGCCGUUUAUUUUUCACUUCUGAAAAUGUCUCUUCUGUUCGGUUGGUGAGAUAUGAACUGUGAAUCUGUGUUACAUGGUCAUUCAAAAUAAAGCCUGCUGUACCUGUCUCAUCAUUUUGAGCUUGAAAGAAAUGAACGGGGUCGACAAACAUAAAGACAGCGACUUAAAACCCUGCGACUUCUCAAAGGUUACAGGUUUUUUAUUAAAUAGGAGGCAGAUUUUGCUUCAUUCUUGUUUUUAGAUAUUCUACAUCUCCAGCUGAGGUCGCUUUGUUUACAGUUUGCCUCUUUAAAUCACAUCUCUUUGGUUUCUUGAAUAAAUAAGCAGAGUAAACCCACAAGCUCGGAGACAGUAGAGUGCAUUUCGAUGCCUUAUCAGGUUUAUUUUUGUUGUCCAGUCACUGUUCCUCUUGUCAGGUCAUUUGUAAACAGUAAACAGGUCAUUGUUGUAACAAAGCACUUGGGCAUAUUGUAGGUCAGCUCCACCGAGUCGAAACGGUCGAAAAAGAAAGAAAGGCGACUUUAUAUAAUAUGAACAAUAGAGAUAUCACUAUUAACUGCUAGACUUACAAUAACAAACGGUAACUGUACCCCUGCUCGUGUAAGAAAAAUGAGAAAUAGUCCAAAAUAUUUUGUAAAUUUUAUUUAUGGAAUUAAGAAUUGUCAUGAAAAAGAGAAAAAAAAGGACUUUUGUACGUCUAUGACUUCCCCAUACACUGUACCCAUGCCACUGUUCAGUCACAAAUAAAAUAUCAUGUG
Molecule: messenger RNA, 4668 nt
Organism: Epinephelus fuscoguttatus (brown-marbled grouper)
Lineage: Eukaryota; Metazoa; Chordata; Actinopteri; Perciformes; Serranidae
Gene: dab1b
Product: DAB adaptor protein 1b
Exons: 14
Coding region: 1345-3027 (560 amino acids)
Biological process (GO): lateral motor column neuron migration; ventral spinal cord development
Source: RefSeq, a predicted model, not a curated record